Molecule: messenger RNA, 2868 nt
Organism: Aspergillus affinis
Lineage: Eukaryota; Fungi; Ascomycota; Eurotiomycetes; Eurotiales; Aspergillaceae
Product: M1 family metallopeptidase
Exons: 11
Coding region: 1-2868 (955 amino acids)
Biological process (GO): peptide catabolic process; proteolysis
Cellular component (GO): cytoplasm
Molecular function (GO): metalloaminopeptidase activity; zinc ion binding; peptide binding
Source: RefSeq, a predicted model, not a curated record
AUGUGGGGGAGACGGUGCAUCACGUCAACCAAGCGUCCGGGCGUAGCUACUACUACUCAGGCAUUAAUCCGCGGUCCCCCGGCGUCUUUUCUCCGUCGCCCCUCCCCCCCCUCCUCCCCCUCCUCCUCUGCUUUCUCUUCGCGUGCCUCGCAUCCUCCCCGCCGUCUUCCUCCCCCGUCGCGCGCUCGCUCAACCCGCUCGCUCAACCCUUCCGCUGUCCCAUACUCGUUUGCUAGGCAUUGCUCUUCGGAAUUCCGUGCAAUGGCCGCACAAGACAGAGAAAUUCUUCCCGACGUGGUGGCACCCGUCAACUACCAUGUAUCUUUGUUUGAUCUUGAGCUUGGUGGUUCUUGGGCCUACAAGGGGGCUCUCAAUAUAGAUGCCAGAGUCACCCGUCCCACCAAGGAGAUUGUACUGAACUCCAAAGAGAUCGAGGUUCAGGAUGUAGAGGUCUUGGGAAAAGAUGGAACCAAACUGGCAAAGGCAUCCGAUAUCACGUAUGACAAAAAGUCGGAACGUGUGGUUUUCAAAUUCCCGAAUGAACUCACUCCAUCCGACAUCGUGUUGUCCAUCUCCUUCACAGGCACUAUGAACAGUGCCAUGGCUGGGUUCUACCGAUCCAAAUACAAACCAGUGGCAGAGCCGGGUGCCGAUACCCCCAAGGAAGGCGAUUUCCACUAUAUGUUAAGCACCCAGUUCGAAUCCUGCGAUGCACGUAGGGCCUUUCCUUGUUUUGACGAGCCAAACUUGAAAGCUACCUUUGAUUUCGAGAUCGAGAUCCCCACAGGACAGACAGCUCUUAGCAACAUGCCCGUCGUGUCCGAGAGGGAGGGUAGCCGCCCUGACCUCAAGUUUGUCUCGUUCGAAAGGACUCCUGUGAUGAGCACUUAUCUUCUUGCCUGGGCCGUCGGGGACUUCGAAUACGUUGAAGCCAUGACGCAACGCCAGUACAAGGGGAAAAGCAUCCCUGUUCGCGUUUACACGACGAGAGGACUUAAGGAUCAGGCUCGAUUUGCUUUAGAGUGCGCUCACCGCACUGUGGAUUAUUUUUCUGAAGUCUUUGAGAUUGAGUAUCCUUUGCCCAAGGCGGAUCUACUUGCUGUUCAUGAAUUCGCCAUGGGUGCUAUGGAGAACUGGGGUCUGGUGACCUAUCGCACUACUGCUGUCCUUUUCGACGAAGGAAAGUCUGAUACGCGGUACAAGAAUCGCAUUGCUUACGUUGUGGCACACGAGCUGGCUCACCAGUGGUUCGGUAAUCUGGUGACAAUGGAUUGGUGGAAUGAAUUAUGGCUAAAUGAGGGUUUCGCCACCUGGGUCGGUUGGCUGGCUGUCGAUCACUUUUACCCUGGUAACGCCCAACAUCCCUUGAAGCCUGAAUAUGCCCCAACUAAUCACAUGUAUAGAAUGGAAUAUAUGGUCCCAGCUGAAGGCGUACAACAAGCAUUCCACCUCGACUCACUACGUGCUUCUCACCCAAUCGAGGUUCCUGUGAAGAAUGCCCUAGAAGUUGACCAGAUUUUUGAUCAUAUCAGCUACCUCAAAGGAAGCAAUGCUACCACCAAUGACCUUUGGUCGGCCCUCAGCAAAGCUUCCAAUCAGGACGUCAAUAGCUUCAUGGACCCUUGGAUCAGAAAAAUUGGAUUCCCGGUCGUUACCGUUGCGGAAGAGCCUGGGCAGAUAAGUAUCCGCCAGAAUCGCUUUCUUUCAUCGGGAGACGCGAAACCUGAGGAGGACGAGACAAGGUGGUGGAUUCCACUUGGGGUCAAGUCAGGCCCAAAAAUGGAAGAUGUAAACUCGGAUGCUCUCACCUCCAAGACUGCCACCAUUCAGGGUGUUGGACAGGAUACAUUUUACAAAAUCAACAAGGACCUCUCAGGUUUUUACAGAACCAAUUACCCGGCAGACCGACUAGCAAAACUGGGACAGUCUCUGGGACUGUUGAGUACUGAAGACAAAAUCGGCCUGAUUGGCGAUGCCGCUGCCCUUGCUACAUCUGGAGAGGGCACGACCGCAGCUCUAUUGGUUCUCCUUGAAGGUUUCAAGGAGGAAACCAAUUACCUGGUUUGGUCUCAAAUUUCCUCAUCCCUCGCAAAUUUACGCUCGGUCUUUGCGCAAAAUGAAUUGGCGUUGAAGGGAUUGAAGAGGUUCACCCUCGAACUGGUAUCUCCCGCAGUCGAACGGAUCGGGUGGGAAUUUGGACCAAAUGAAGACUAUCUCACUGUUCAGUUCCGGAAGCUCCUAAUUGGAAUGGCUGGCGUUGCAGGCCAUGAGAGAAUUAUCGCGGAGGCUAAACGACGCUUCCAACUCUGGGCCAAGGGAGAGGACAAGAGCGCUAUUCACACCAAUUUGCGCUCGACAAUCUUUGGCAUUGCGAUUUCGGAAGGUGGCCGGGACGAGUAUAUGUCAGUCAAAGAAGAAUAUCUUCAGACCGAUUCCGUAGAUGGCAAAGAAAUCUGUCUAGCGGCACUUGGGCGGGCUACAAGUGCGGAGCUGGUCGAGGACUAUCUGAAUUUCGUGUUUUCCGACAAGGUGGCCAUCCAGGAUGUACACAACGGCGCCGUUUCCCUGGCAGCAAACUCCAAGGCUCGGCACCUUCUAUGGCAAUACAUGAGAAACAACUGGGAAAUGGUCGCGUCCCGACUGUCAGCAAAUAAUGUUGUGUUCGAGCGCUUUGUGCGGAUGGGGCUUUCGAAAUUUGCCGACCACCAGAUUGGCUCUGACAUCGCUUCGUUCUUCGAGAAGCAGGACACGAGUGCCUAUGACCGCGCAUUAGUGAUUGUUUCGGAUAGCAUCCGUACGAAUGCGCGCUACAAGGAAAGGGACGAGGCACUGAUUUUGGAGUGGCUUCGAGCUCAUAAAUACGCCUGA